UCCACAGUCGUACUGUCCAGGCAUUGCCCGACUAAAGACAAUUUUUAAAGAAGAAGCCGAAAUGUCUAACAACGGGGGAAUGACUGCUGGCCUUCUGUCUUAUGAAACUCUUGUACACGCCGUCGCAGGAGCAGUGGGAAGUAUGACAGCAAUGACCGUGUUCUUCCCAUUGGAUACAGCCAGAAUCAGACUACAGGUGGAUGAGAGCAGAAAAUCCAAAUCUACUCCAGUCAUCCUGGCUGAGAUAGCUAAAGAAGAGGGAAUAUUAUCUCUCUACCGUGGCUGGUUCCCUGUUAUCUCUAGCUUGUGCUGCUCUAACUUUGUGUACUUUUACACAUUUAACACGCUAAAGAGAGUUUGGGUGUCAGAGAAUGGCCAAUCACGGCCCAGCAAGGACCUCCUUAUGGGCUUCAUCUCAGGUGUGGUGAAUGUGCUUCUGACCACGCCCAUGUGGGUCGUUAACACUCGGCUGAAGCUGCAGGGGGCAAAGUUCAGAAACGAGGACCUUCAGCAGACCCAUUACAGGGGCAUUUUUGAUGCCUUCUCCCAGAUCAUAGCCAAUGAGGGAGUGGGCACAUUGUGGAAUGGGACCCUCCCCUCCCUCGUAUUGGUGUUUAACCCUGCCAUUCAGUUCAUGUUCUACGAAGCUAUGAAGAGGAGAGCAGGCCGGGGCGGGAGGAAGAUUUCAUCAGCGGAGAUAUUCCUCAUUGGAGCAGUUGCUAAAGUGAUCGCCACAACUGCAAGCUAUCCCCUGCAAACUGUUCAGGCCAUUCUAAGGUUUGGGCAGUACAAAUCAGAGGGGCAAUCUGGCAUAUUGGGAAGUUUCCAGAACGUGUUACGCUUGCUAAUGGACAGAAUCAAGAGACAUGGUGCCCUGGGACUCUAUAAAGGUCUGGAGGCCAAACUGCUGCAGACGGUGUUGACAGCAGCUCUGAUGUUCGUGGUCUAUGAGAAGAUUACAGCGACCACCUUCAAAAUCAUGGGCCUAAACAGGAAACUGAAGCACUGAGUUAACCGCAUUAACAACUGUAAAAUAAAAUAUACUAAGUCAGGCUGCUCCAGUACUACCUCUAUAACCUCAUUCACUCAGACACAAACACAGACCUGUCAAACUCAGGAGUUUGAUUUAGCCCAAACUUUGCAAGUUUUUUUUGCAGAGUUCAUGAGAGAAGAGAGAGGGGAUGGGCAGAGGCAGUGCGUAGUGGCGUGUAAGAGAAGUAGUGAUAUUGAGAGAAAUAAUGGUAUUCAUUCUGUAUUCAGCUGUCACUGUUUCUCUCACUGUGUCUUCAAUUUGUCAAUCUGAACAACAGAAAUAGCAUUCAAGCUGAAAGAGCCUAGCCUUUUAUUCCAAAAACUACUGUUUUCUUAGAGAACUUUGUGAGGUGUGCAGUAUUGUGAGAGUAUCUGAAGUAUUUAAAAUGUGGGUAAAAUUUCGGGGUUAGAUAAGUGUCACUUUAAUUAGCAUAUGUAAUAACGGUCGUUUUCCUUUAGAGUUCUUAAAAUCUUUCACAGUUCUCUAAUGGUACAAAGAUGCUGAGUAGGACUUGCAAGGCAAAGUCAGCUGCUUAUCUAGUUGUGUAUCAUGCAGUCGAACAAAUUUCCACGAUGGAAACAUGAUCUUUAUCUUCCGGUCAUCUGUACUUUCUCAUAUUGUAACGUCU
Chanos chanos (milkfish) is the source of this 1661-nucleotide messenger RNA. RefSeq names its product solute carrier family 25 member 17-like (gene slc25a17l). The transcript has 9 exons. Gene Ontology annotation, biological process: transmembrane transport. NCBI's taxonomy places the organism in Eukaryota, Metazoa, Chordata, Actinopteri, Gonorynchiformes, Chanidae. The record is from RefSeq and is a predicted model, not a curated record. Gene Ontology annotation, cellular component: peroxisomal membrane. Gene Ontology annotation, molecular function: FMN transmembrane transporter activity; ATP transmembrane transporter activity; NAD transmembrane transporter activity. Bases 62 to 1009 code for a protein of 315 amino acids.